AUGGAGUGGUGGGUAUCCAUGCCAAAGAUUGAACUUCAUGCCCACCUCAAUGGUUCCAUCAGAGACUCAACACUUUUAGAGCUUGCUAGAGUUUUGGGUGAAAAGGGUAUCAUUGUUUUCUCAGAUGUGGAGCAUGUUAUCAUGAAAAAUGACCGUUCUUUGGGUGAAGUAUUCAAAUUGUUUGACCUGAUUCACAUCCUCACCACUGAUCACAAAACUGUGACCAGAAUCACAAAAGAAGUGGUAGAAGAUUUCGCUUCUGAGAAUGUUGUGUAUAUAGAGUUGAGAACAACUCCAAAGAAAAAUGAUUCUAUAGGAAUGAGCAAGCGCUCUUAUAUGGAAGCUGUGGUAGAAGGUUUAAGGGCUGUUACUUCAGUAGAUGUAGAUUUUGUUCCUCAUAAUUUCAGCACUCAAGAUUCGUUGAAUCCUAUUGUCAUGAAUGAUGCAUGUGAUGGAACUAAAAGGAAAAAGAUAUAUGUGAGACUUCUUCUCAGCAUUGAUCGUCGUGAGACCACUGAAGCUGCUAUGGAAACUGUUAAGCUUGCACUAGAACUGAGGGAUUUAGGGGUUGUUGGUAUUGACCUUUCUGGAAAUCCUGUUGUGGGUGAAUGGAAUACAUUCUUGCCAGCACUAACAUUUGCCCAGGAACAGGGUCUUUACAUAACUCUACACUGUGGAGAGGUACCUAAUCGCAAGGAGGUCCUACCAAUGCUAGACUUUCUCCCCCAAAGGAUUGGCCAUGCAAUAUUCUUUGAAGAGGAAGAAUGGAGACAAUUAAAAACAUCUAAAAUACCGGUUGAGAUCUGUUUGACAUCCAACAUCAAGACUGAAUCGAUCUCUUCAAUCGAUAUUCACCAUUUUGUUGAUUUAUACAAUGCUAAACAUCCUCUGGUCUUGUGCACUGAUGAUGCUGGAGUUUUUUCCACCAGUCUUUCUAACGAGUAUAAUAUUGCUUCAGCUGCAUUUGGUCUUGGAAAGAGGGAAAUGUUUGAGCUUGCACAAAAUGGGAUAGAUUUUAUAUUUGCUGGUGAUGAAGUCAAGCAGGAUUUAGUGGAGAUUUUUGAUUUGGCAGCAAAGAAACUAAAUCUAUGA
Dovyalis caffra is the source of this 1092-nucleotide messenger RNA. The record is from the annotation of a GenBank genome assembly. Lineage: Eukaryota; Viridiplantae; Streptophyta; Magnoliopsida; Malpighiales; Salicaceae.